AUGUAUCGGCGAUACUUUGGAUUAACACCUCCAAAUCCGAGGCUAAAUAAUCCUCGAUUAUUGGAGGAUUGCAUUGAUUGGUACAUCAAUGUUUAUAUGGAAGAAGAACUUCCAUGGCAAUGGAUCGACGUUGGCAAUGCUAGACAACGAGCAGAACAAGGUGAACAAGAGGCAAGAGAAGAAGCAGAUAGAUCAGCUGCGGAAACAUCGAAACAAGAGAUCUGA
Adineta ricciae is the source of this 225-nucleotide messenger RNA. The record is from the annotation of a GenBank genome assembly. Lineage: Eukaryota; Metazoa; Rotifera; Eurotatoria; Adinetida; Adinetidae.